This is a messenger RNA of Ostreobium quekettii, 1293 nucleotides long. The record is from the annotation of a GenBank genome assembly. NCBI's taxonomy places the organism in Eukaryota, Viridiplantae, Chlorophyta, Ulvophyceae, Bryopsidales, Ostreobiaceae.
AUGGCUCGCGGUGGCCUCGCAGCUCCCCUCCUGGGGAGGUCCCAGGGCUCGGCGAGUGGCACCCUCAGAAAGGUGUUUGGCAGCAUAAGCGGCCUCUGCCUAUUGAUCCUCCUGAUCCUCUUCUUCGUUUUCGUGCGCUACUCACCUGAGGAUGCUGAUGUGGACGUCUACUACAUGUGGUACAUCCACGUGGCGAUCAUGAUCUGGGUUGGCUUCGGCUUCCUGAUGACCUUCCUCCACCACUACAGCCUGGGUGCCGUGUGCCUCAACUUCUUCGCCUCAUGCUUCAUCACCCUGGAGGCCGCCUUCGUGAUCGGCUCCUUCUACUACUCGGACCACCAUGAGGCUGGCAGCUGGCUGGUGGUGGACCUCAAUCUGCCACUCCUGAUCGAAGGCCUCUUUGCGGCAGCGGCGGGGAUGAUCAGCUUCGGGGCGGUGCUUGGGAAGGUGUCCCCGGCGCAACUACUGCUGCUGAUGGUGUUGGAGGUUCCGUUCUACGCAGUGAACAACUACUUCAUUAUCGACCAAGUGUUCAGCGCAAAGGAUGUUGGUGGCUCAAUGGGCAUCCAUGCGUUUGGUGCUUACUUUGGCUUGGCGGCCACCCUCUUUCUCUCCCGGAAGGGCACGGGGUCCUCCCACACACAGAACAGGAGCAACUACACCUCUGACGUCACCUCCAUGAUCGGCACCAUCUUCCUGUGGAUCUUCUGGCCCAGUUUCAAUGCCACCAUGGCGAUGCCCGGCCCGUUCUCCAGCGCCAUCCACGACAGCCGAUUCACAGCAGUGGUCAACACCAUCGUGUCCCUCAGCGGCGCCUGCCUGGCCACAUUCAUGGCAUCGGCCCUUGUGGACGGCAAAUUCAAUGUCGUCCACAUCCAGAAUGCAACCCUUGCCGGCGGUGUGGCAAUGGGCUCCGCGGCAGACCUGAGUGAUGUGGGCCCAGGGGGGGCCCUGGCCAUUGGCAUGGUCGCAGGCAUCCUCAGCGUCAUGGGGUUCAAGUACAUCGGCCCCGUGCUGGAGAAAUGGGUUGGCCUUAAGGACACCCGUGGUGUGCACAACCUGCAUGGGCUACCCGGGCUGCUGGGAGGUGUGGCUGCGGCAGUGGUGAUGAUGGUCAAUGGGGACUGGCAUGGGUUUGGGUACCAGCUGCUUGCCCUCUUGGUGACCUUCAAUGUGGCCAUCCUCGGGGGUGCGGUGUCCGGGGCACUGUCCAGCCUCGUGGACAGGCUGGGCACGGAUGACGCAGUGAACGCGGCGUUCAACGACCAGUCCGCGUUCAGCAUAGAGGUUUGA